Messenger RNA from Topomyia yanbarensis, 3173 nucleotides. RefSeq lists its product as uncharacterized. The record is from RefSeq and is a predicted model, not a curated record. The transcript is spliced from 3 exons. Lineage: Eukaryota; Metazoa; Arthropoda; Insecta; Diptera; Culicidae. The coding region runs from base 337 to 1008 and encodes 223 amino acids.
AUCAACCUUUUGGAUUUGGAACAUUGUAGGAGUUGGUGGUCAUCGUGUCUCGCGAGUCUCGAAAGCUUGCCAUAACCAACGCACUGAUAGUCUUAUAUUUGGCUAGUUGCUCAUUGUGUGCGUUCCAAGUGCUGGUUCACCGAAAAAUGUAUUUCAUUUGAUGAGUGCCAAUUUGUCAAUGUUUUUAAUGAAAGUGCAAAAGUGGCAUAUCGUGAUAACGACGGAAGUGAUAUGUGUGCUGCGAAAGUGCAGAAAAUCGUACAUUCGUGAAGCGUGAACUCGGAUCAACUAGAAGAGAGGCAAUUUGAUUCGUUGGAUGACCAAGAGUCUGACAAAAUGGGUGGUGUUAGCCGGUUAGUCAUGGCUAUUCUGCUAGUUGCAAUAAUCACCGCGACCAACAGUUCGGUACCGUCCCAAGAAGACCAGUACGUGCAAAUUGUUCUUCCAGAAGAGCCCGAUGUCGAAGAGGAAAGUAACCCGAAUAUUACAGCUGCAUCCGUGGAGCUUAAUUAUUCGGUAGGCUCUACAGUUGGACAGCUAGUAGUUACAGAAACCACCAUUCGAACUACAUUACGUAGAAAACUAUAUACGACUACGCCAACGAUGGACAUUAUCACUAUCAUCUGGUACGUAGCGACGUUGGUAGUACUGAUAUCGUUCUUCGUUGUGAUGGCCUGUGCGGACACUAGCAGAUGUCUCUCGAACAAACCACCAGACGCGGAAACACCUGUGCCACCAACUCCGGCACCUUCAUAUCGCUUGUUUGCUCCACCUACGUAUGAAUCCGUCAUCGAGAAAGGUCCGGAUAGCAUCUUCGUUAUACCAGCGAACUCUAAUGCUGUUGGUCUGCCAACUGGCCAUUCAACGACAGACUUGGUGUCAAAUCUCGAAAACGUGAUACAUCAUGUUAGCGGAUCGGAUAGUGUCAGAAGCGAAAGUACAAAUUCGCCUGUGCGUGUUAGGAGUUCUGAAAAUCAACUUACAGUUCCAGUUGUUAGGUCAAGCUAGUAUAAAGUGACUAUGAAAUCUCAAUGACGGUAACAAAGUUGUUGCAAGCCUAGCCGAGUACAUGAUGUCGGUUAAGUGUCUGGUGCAGCAAUUACGCGGGUGGCGACAAAUUGAUUUCGUUAUUCGAACCGACGAUGAUUCGAUAUCAUUGCCGUCACUGCAUGAUCGUCAGAAGUGAAAACGUAACCGCAAUGUAAUUCUACAACGCAUCACUACCAAUCGCAUUCUUGUGCUUAUGCUAGACGAAACGACGUAAAGCUGAUAAUGAACGAUAAUUUACUUCGCCGUUAGUAUUUAUUAGCGAGGCGCAAAUCUGAAGCCAACAAAUAGAACGUAUAUAGGACUAGUUAUUUUACAGUGUGAGCCAAAGUCAAUGAAUAUUGUAUUAUACUUGUUAAUUAGUUUACGAUGCAUAUCGCCAUGACUGAGAAUGACGUGAAGACGAUGUGGCUUCAUUAGUUUCUUAAGGCGAACAACUGAUGCAAUAAAAAUGUAAAGUGAACGAAAAAUAUGUCGUGAUAUUUAUCCCGGAUACGAUUCGAGAACAUUAAUUUUUUGAUAAAUUCUCCACCCUAGUGAUGGUAGAUAACGUCAUUCGAUUAGCAAAUUUCUCCCGUUUAAGAUAUAGGUGACUGAAUAAAUGCUCCGAAAAUACUCAAAGUGUUAUUUCUAUACUUUCUACAUACAUGGUAAUUGAGACUUUACCUUUUUCAUGCACAACUUUGUAAUACGCAUAGGGAUAAAAACUAUUUUGCCUUAAUAGUGUUUGGGUAAAUACGAAAAACCUGGUUUGAUUAAGAUAGAUGCUUCUCGCGCAGUACUAGAUGCUGCUCAACUUUUACUUUCCUAUGCUAAUACAAUCAUUCUAGAAUAUUUACAAUUGUCCAAAUGCAAGAAAAAGUAGCCGAAGACAGUCUAGAAUAAAGUGACCAGACGGGUUAAGCCAAAAGUCCCGAAAUUUCGAAAUCUUGUCCCGCAUGGUAAAACGACUUAGAAAGUGUCCCGCAUUUGAGAAAAUGCAGAUUUUUGUUCGAAAAUACUCAUAUUAUACAUUUAUACUGUAAAAAUCACUCAUAAAUAUUUUUAGUCGAACUGCCUAAUCCCCCAACUACGUGAGGAAUGCUCAAAUUGAGCUAAUCUGCUCUUAUUGUCACGGUGCCCUUUUCGACUUCUAAUAUGACUCAGGUCAUGAAUCCGAAAGUUUCUCAUUUUUACACAAAUUGUGCAAAUAUUUGAGAAACGUUCAUCGUUAUUAAGUUUCUUGAGCACGUCUCGCAUUCGUCCUGAAAAAUCUGGUCACUUUAGUCUAGAACGAUAGGUUUUGUCAGUUUUCAAAAAUGUUUUAAGCCAACUGAGAAAUUACAUAAGGAAUUCGUUAUCUGGAAGGAGAUGGCUGUGUAGGAAGGACCCAUAUAUUGAAGUACAAGAUCGAAAUCAUGGAGAGCCAGAAGCCCAAAAAACCCUGGGGAUGGAAAAAUAGAUUGCAAUAACAGUACAUCUUUGGUUUUUACAAGAUAUUUUGGAUGGCUGCUUAUAAUUGAGUUGUUUAUGUUCAAGGGAAAAAGUUCGAUGAGCUUUGAUUCCUCUUUUUGUAGUUCCGGUACAAGAAGAAUGUAGAGUAGUUUUUCAUCGUUGGCUGCUAUCUUGGGAGUAACGUAUGUGAUAGCCUCAUUCGGUAGGUUGAAAUUCACUCCUUGGUCUUCUAAUAGUUUCUUGAUCAUAUUGAUUUCGUUAGGGGUAAGUAUUUUGUUGCUGGUCACUGCAAUUUUCUAUAACGUUAUUGCUUCUUGUAUCUCUUCUAGAAUUUUGCUUAUAGUUUCGAUGUUGAUAGUAGUGAGGGUGUCUAUUUCAUCCAUAAUACGUUCAUUGGUUUGCUUGUCUUCUAUAAUUUUUCUUACUUCGUUUGUAAGGGUUUUGAUUCUUUGUCCCAGUUGUUGGUUGACUCUGUAUUGUAUGUUGUUGUUGUCAAUCAGCUCGUUCAUGGUAUUGUUUAUUACGUGGAGAUCCUGCGCAUCUGGGCUUCCACCAAUCCAUUUCCAAACGGAUCCUAUGAUGUCGACGCUUCUAGCAUGGCGAUGGUUACGCGGCCUAAUCUAUUUAUAAUUUGAAUUGAGAGAUUUUAUUUUGUGUUUAACUAUAUUGGAUAGAGGAUUAUUAAUUUAGUA